GAGUUUGAAGGUCGAAGGUGGCGGCGGGAGGAAGAUGGCGGCGGCGGCGGCGAGGGAUUUGCCUUUGCAUCUUAGCGGCUGGGACGCGCUGAUGGGGGUCCUCGGCAGCCUGAGCCGGGGCUGAGGCGCCCGUUGCUGGUGACGCUUCGGAGCGUCGUGAAGGAGCCGCGAGGGCCGAGGCCUCCUCCUUCUCCUCCUCCAGCUGACGCUUCUGGGUCCGCGCAUCAGAGCCAUGGUGUCAUGGAAAGGAAUUUAUUUUGUACUUACACUAUUCUUGGGAAGUUUUUUCGGAAGCAUUUUCAUGCUUGGCCCCUUGCUGCCAUUGAUGUUUUUCUCCCCAUCUUGGUAUCGCUGGGUCACUGAUCGCGUUGUGGCUACUUGGCUUACACUUCCAGUGGCCUUACUGGAGAUUGUAUUUGGAGCAAAAGUGGUUAUAACAGGUGAUGGAUUCAUCCCCGGAGAAAGAAGUGUCAUUAUCAUGAACCACCGAACUCGAAUGGACUGGAUGUUCCUAUGGAACUGCCUGCUGAGAUAUAGCUACCUCAGACUUGAAAAAAUAUGUCUCAAAUCUAGCCUCAAAGGCAUUCCAGGAUUUGGCUGGGCCAUGCAGGUUGCUGCCUUCAUUUUUAUUCAUAGAAGAUGGGAAGAAGACAAAAAUCAUUUUGAAAAUAUGCUGGAUUACUUCUGUGACAUUAACGAACCACUGCAGCUUCUCAUCUUUCCCGAAGGAACAGAUCUGACAGACAACACCAAAGCCCGCAGUAAUGAAUUUGCUGAAAAGAAUGGACUUCAGAAAUACGAAUAUGUCUUGCAUCCAAGAACUACAGGCUUCACUUUUAUAGUGGAACGACUAAGAGAUGGCAACAACCUUGAUGCUAUCCAUGACAUAACAGUGGCAUAUCCUCAAAACAUUCCUCAAACCGAGAAGCAUCUUCUGUAUGGGAACUUCCCAAAGGAGAUUCAUUUUCACGUCCAGAGAUAUCCAGUACAGUCUCUGCCAACCUCUCGGGAAGAACUGCAACUCUGGUGUCAGAAGCGCUGGGAAGAAAAGGAAGAAAGGCUUCGUUUGUUUUAUGAAGGCAAAAAAUACUUUGAUGCAACCGGAAGAAGCAAAAUUCCACCCUGUAAAUCUGAGUUCAGGGUCAUGGUUGUUAAGUGCAUUUCACUCUUUUACUGGACAUCUUUCACACUGGCUAUGUUUGUGCUGCUAUACUUGUACAGCUUUGUGCGGUGGUAUUUUGUGAUUCUUGUUGUCAUUUUUGUUGUGCAACAAAAAGCAUUUGGUGGGCUUGAAUUGCUGGAACUUGCAUGUCAUCGAUUUUUUAGUAAAAAAUUACGCAACUCAGAAAGAGACUAAAUUUGGUGUAUGUUGUGGGGAGGGGGGUUAAGUUUGUGGACAUUUUUCAAAUGUGCCACAGGGUUUGCAAAAGUGGGAGGAGAUUUUGCAUGAGAAUCAUUGGUCUGUCUUAAUGCUGUGGUUGGUUAAUACACUGUGCACUUAUAUUGUAAAAGGAGAAAGAACAGUCAUGUGAAUUUUUAAUUUUUGAAUGUAUUUCAGAGUUUCUCUCUUUGGCAGCUAGCAUAUACAAUGUCUCUGCAAAAUAAUUUGCCAACCAAUCAAGUUUUAUAGCUCUUGAGCCUUUCGGGAGCUAUAAAUAGCUGGGCAAAUUGUCAUGCUAAAAGCAGUGGCCUGUGAUCCCUACAUGGCCUUGCCAUUAAUAAAUUGUGAAAUUUGAAAGUCCCCACUCAUUACAUGGUCCACAUUGGCCUUUCUUUAGCUCUUUGCCCCAUUCCCUUUCUGUGAGAGAAUCAUCAUUAGUAUCAGCAAAUUUUCUGACCUGCAGAAUGAGAAAACAAAAGAUGUUAUUUUGGGUCUAUUUUAUUAUACUCCAUUUUUAUAUGCCUGUUCUGUCUGUUGAUUAAACUGGUACAACUUGUACACCUCAGUUUUUAAACAA
Podarcis raffonei (Aeolian wall lizard) is the source of this 1958-nucleotide messenger RNA. RefSeq names its product lysocardiolipin acyltransferase 1 (gene LCLAT1). Gene Ontology annotation, molecular function: acyltransferase activity. The coding region runs from base 233 to 1357 and encodes 374 amino acids. Gene Ontology annotation, cellular component: endomembrane system. NCBI's taxonomy places the organism in Eukaryota, Metazoa, Chordata, Lepidosauria, Squamata, Lacertidae. The transcript is spliced from 6 exons. The record is from RefSeq and is a predicted model, not a curated record.